AUGUCAUUUCAAAAUAGCUACUCAAAUAAAAACGAAGGAGAUUAUUACUAUGGAAGUGAAAUUGCAAUUGGAUUUGCGUUUUUAAUUUUAAUGAGUUUAAUAUGUAUGUGCUGUGAUUUUGAAGAGCCGCCGGAUGUUUAUUUGGAGCGUGUCCUUCAGGAAAGAAGAGAUAGACUUGCAUCAAGCACCUCUAGAACUCCCUACACUCGUCUUGAAGAAGUCACGACUGAUCUUAAUAAGAAUAACUCUACAGCAUCCAAAACUCAAACUGAAGUUAGUAGAAUUUUGUCAAAAGACAGAGUCAAUCGGUAUUCUGGCCAUGAAUUCGGACACUCAACUCCAAGACAGAUUUCACAUCCUGCUUCUACUUCAGUUGACAUUGCUGCUCAAAGAUCAUCUAGUUUUUCAGCUUAUGAUACAGCAAAGAGACUGCCAGAAGUACAUUCUUCUACAAAAAGUUUCCACCAAAUAGCACGGCCAACAUCCCUUAAUAUUUCAGCACCAAAUUCUCCUCAUCGAGUGUCUCGAAAAAAUUCUCCUAGUCGACACACUAGAGCGUCAUCAUUUUAUCGACCAAAGUCAACAGCACAUUAUCUAGAAAGAAGAUCAUCACAUCCUCCACAUUCUUCAGCACCAAAUACAUUAAUGCCAACAUCACCAGAUCAGCCUAGACGACUGUCACAUACGCAACGAUAUGUUGAACAUACUUCUAAUGAUUUUUCGUCGAGACCCGUAGUUCCUAUUAGAGCGACUAGUAGAUCACCGCCUUGUAUAGAUGUGCCGCCAUCUUAUGUAUAUCCAACUCAACCAUACGCACCAGCUAUCACGAUUUCAUCACAGGACUUAGAUGAUCUUGAAAGCUAUGGCUGGAGAUCCGAUUAUUAUUAGAAUAAUUUAAAAAAAAAGUAAAAGUUCAACUCAAAAAUAAUCUUAUGCAAAAUUCUCAAGGCUUCCAAAAGUGUUAAUGCUUAUAAAUGUUAAAUAGAAGUUAUUUUAAAUUUUUUUGUAAGGGACUUGAAGUGUCCACCUUUUUUAAUUUACAUAUCUGUUGAUUAACAGCAUGUAUUUUAAAUUUUUAUGACAAUAACGAAAAAAAUUGUAUUGAAUGCGGUAUGAGCAUCAAUGUUAAUUUUAAAGAUUAAAUAAAAAAUAAAACGAAAAUCCCUAACGUCAUAGUACAGUGACGCAGUCUAAUCAGCCUCUUUGUUU
Molecule: messenger RNA, 1209 nt
Organism: Chironomus riparius
Lineage: Eukaryota; Metazoa; Arthropoda; Insecta; Diptera; Chironomidae
Source: the annotation of a GenBank genome assembly